Molecule: messenger RNA, 811 nt
Organism: Trichoderma asperellum CBS 433.97
Lineage: Eukaryota; Fungi; Ascomycota; Sordariomycetes; Hypocreales; Hypocreaceae
Source: RefSeq, a predicted model, not a curated record
CACGAACUGAAGUUUUGAGUUUUCACUAGCCCAGCACCACCUCUAGGGCGAACAUCCAUACAAACUAUAACCGCCAAUUCAUGAGGAAGUCGCGUUGCUUUUGCUAAUAACUGUCAAAAUACCACCAUGAUGGACGAAACCGAUAAAUCAUCCACUACCUUCACGCAAUUUACACCGGAAACAUCUCAACCAACCAUUUUGGGCGAGGUCUGGGACGGUCGACGCUUUGCAGUGCCUUGGCCAGGCAAUAAAUACAAUAUUUUCAUAGACGGUACGAACCGGGCAAUUUGCUCAAAUCCAUCGGGCCAUCUUUACGUUUUUGACCUCAACAAAGACAAAUUCCAGCAACACACGUGGCUAUGCGUCGAAAAGAACGGGUAUUUUGGCUUUGUCAAUCCUCAAACGGGCAGAUUUAUGGGUCAUAACAAUUCUGACCAAAUGCACUCGGCAACAUUUCAACAUGAAGCUUGGGAGCUCAUGACAGUAAGGAAGCAUCCUGAAGGAGGCUAUGAGUUGCUGAUGCCACAUUGGUGGCAUACGCUCAAGAAAGUGUGCGUCGUAGAAGGCUCGGAUACGGUGGUGUUGCGACAGCAUAUAACGACUGUUUGGCAGUUUGUCAAGGUAGAUUAGUCAUUGCCUUCAACACAACAUUUGACUAUGUGGCUCAUUCAAAGACUCUUCCAAGAAUCCCAUUUCUAUCACACAACGUACAUGAGAUUCUCUUUGCUCCAUCCUAUAACCGUGUUAUAUGCAAAAGAGAUACUAGAGCCUGAAUAAAAAGAUAUUAACAAACAAACAUGUUUAUGAUGAG